AUGGAAAGCGUGAAGAAUCUCAAGACGCCAAAGGACGACAGGCAAGGGUUUAUCUCGCGCGCGCGCGAGAACGUCGAUCAAACCGUCGCAUGCCGCAUUCCAACCCCAGACCAAGUCACACCCCCUUAUCCCACCGUACCCAAAGAGUCCCAAUCCCUACAAGGCGCAAGACGCAGCUGUGUCAUGCCAAAUAUUCUAGACGAAUCCCAUCGUGUUAAGCGUGGGACUCUUCUGCUUCGACGACGAAUUAGUCUCGCCCUAGCUCCCCGGCCCGCACCACCCAACCGCCCCAUCAGGCGAUCCAGAAAUUCUUCAACUGCCGAAAGCAUACACCAGCAUCACAGACCAUGGGCUUUUUCCAAGGUUCGAUAUCCCUAG
Molecule: messenger RNA, 378 nt
Organism: Colletotrichum lupini
Lineage: Eukaryota; Fungi; Ascomycota; Sordariomycetes; Glomerellales; Glomerellaceae
Exons: 1
Coding region: 1-378 (125 amino acids)
Source: RefSeq, a predicted model, not a curated record